GGAGGCGGCAGCUCGGAGCCCGCCGGGGCACCGCCAGCGUCGGCCGCGCCGGCCAUGGAUCCCUUGCCCAAAGACGGCGAGAGCGCGGCGGCCGGGGAGCCCAGCCGGGGCGCCGGCUCCUCCAGCGGGGUGGUGGUGCAGGUCCGGGAGAAGAAGGGCCCCCUGCGCGCCGCCAUCCCCUACAUGCCGUUCCCCGUGGCUGUCAUCUGCCUCUUCCUCAACACCUUCGUGCCAGGGCUGGGAACACUUGUAUCAGCUUUCACGGUGCUGUGUGGAGCCCGGACCGACCUCCCUGACAGGCACAUGUGUUGCGUCUUCUGGCUGAACAUUGCCGCUGCACUGAUUCAGAUCCUGACGGCAAUCGUGAUGGUUGGCUGGAUUAUGAGUAUAUUUUGGGGGAUGGACAUGGUCAUUCUUGCAAGGUCUUCACGUAGUCAUCUCUGCUGAUGACAUCUCUGUGGGAGGAGGAUCUCAGGAAACUGCCAGGCACCAGCAAAACAAUUAAAUGGAUGAAACCGAAAAGAACAGCAGGAAAACAGAGCAGAUUUUCAGAUGCCAAACCCAUCGGUUAAACCCGUCCACCAAACCACCUGCUACUUUCUGAGCCAGCUUCAAUUUACAGGCUGAGUUCAGGGUGAUCCACAUACACAGUAAGAUGAUGUGAGCAUGAGUGAAACAAAAGGCUUUCCUCAAGACAAAGGCAGCAUUACACUUUGUUUUCCCCUGCAAACCAGCAGAAGUUUCAUCUCAGAUGUACCUGCAUGUUGGGUAGCCUAAUGCGGAUAACAUGUGAGUCAGUCUGUAACUGUGAAAUGUCUCUAAGAACCUGCCUGAUUUGUGUGUAAUUGGGUAAUUACAUGCUUGUACCUAUACAUGCUAGCACUAUUGCCCUGCUGGACAGCCUCAGCAUGUGGAACGCUGCUGGCAGACCCACUUUUGGAGUGUCAAGCACCUGUUCAGACAAAGAGCUGCAGCUGAAACUGUGACUUACCUUCCUCUGUAGUCCUCCUUGUGUAUAGCAAAGACACACAUCAACUGGGCAAAUGGCUGGUGCUCAGGAGGCUCCAACUAGUUUUCUGAUUUGGCUGCUGAGGAUAAAACCACAGCUUCAUCCAGGUCCAUCUGCUAGUACAGAAGGGGAAGGGGAGCCCACAUGCCUCAUGUUAAGCAGCUCUGUAUUACCUGACAAGUUGCAGCCCUAGGCAGUUUCUUGUCGUCUCAUUAAAUAGCUAGGUUUUGAAUUUACUUACAAUAUAUAAUGGUAAUCCUGAAUACAUUAAGCAGCUCACAGUUGAUGGAAAAUAGAAGAAAAAAUAGCUUUUCAGUCACAGGAAAAAACAGAAGUGAUCAGUUGCUCCCAGCUGGAUCAAACAGCCUGCCAGGCCUGAAGUGAAAUGUGUUUGUUUUUUUUUCCAAUGCUUUGUUUUCAUGUAAAAACAAGAACAAAACUAAAACAAAAACUAAUUCAAAACUGAGUCAUUAGAAAUGAAACAAUGUUUUAAAUGCAAGAAAUAAGAGAUUUCAUUUAAAAACACUGCCAC
Molecule: messenger RNA, 1541 nt
Organism: Cygnus atratus (black swan)
Lineage: Eukaryota; Metazoa; Chordata; Aves; Anseriformes; Anatidae
Gene: STUM
Product: stum, mechanosensory transduction mediator homolog
Exons: 3
Coding region: 55-447 (130 amino acids)
Source: RefSeq, a predicted model, not a curated record